This is a messenger RNA of Pelagomonas calceolata, 1803 nucleotides long. The record is from the annotation of a GenBank genome assembly. Lineage: Eukaryota; Pelagophyceae; Pelagomonadales; Pelagomonadaceae.
AUGCAGCCAACGCAACCAAUCUCGAGUCGAGAGCUGCGCAAAGCAGUCUCGCAGGCGCGUCGCUGCGACGACGAGUCGUGCAUCGCUCUCGUGCGCGCGUGCCCGGCCGCAUCGAUCGACGGGGGCAAUGCGAACGGCAAGACGGCGCUCAUGCUCGCGGCGCAGUUCCGACCGACGGCCGCGGUCGUCGAGGAGCUUUUACGACGCGGUGCAAACGUCGACACGACGACGCGCCGCGGCCACACCGCGUUGAUCUUCGCCGCGGGCCGCGGCCGCGACGCCACGAUCGUGACGCUGCUGCACGCCGGCGCGUCGGCGUGCGUUCGUACAGUGACGGGCGACACGGCGCUGGACAUGGCGCGCGGGCGCGCGUCGCCCGAGGUCGUGGCGCUGCUCGAGCACGCCGAGGCGACGGGUGGCCCGUGGCGCUCCUUCGUCGACGACCCGGACGCGCUCGCCGCCCAGGCAGAACAUGCCAAGACCUGCGCCGUCUGCCGCGCGAAGCUCGGGGAGGCAUUUCCGGACGACGCCUCGAACGAGGCGGACCGGCGCGAGGCGGCGCUCGCGGCCGAGACCGCGGCGACGAGCGAGCGCUGCCGCGCGGCGGAGGACGCGGCGUCGCUGUCGCGGGCGCUCGUUCUGUCGGCGUGCGCGGCCGCGGCCGCGUCGCGGCCGACGCCGGUGCGCGACGCGUCCAAGCGCGUGCUCGGCCCCGCGCUGGUCGACGCCGCGGCGCGCGACGCGCCAACGCUGCUCCGCGCCUGCGCCGACGGCGCGCUGGGCCGCGCGCUCCCGACGCGGGACCGGCGGCCGAUACGAUUGGUGUUGGAGGCGCUGCUCGGCGGUGGCGCGGUAUUCGAGCCGGCGGCCCUCGUCGACUUCGCUCGGGCGGAUCCCCAGUCCUACGCGACGGCGCUGGAGCUCUACGCCCGCGGCGGUGCUUCUGAGCCCACAUGCGCGACGGAGCUUUGGAAGAUCGCACUCGAGGCGCUCGGCCGACGCCUCCACGCGGGCGAGGCCCUCGGUGUCUAUGGCGUAUUAGCGGCGUCGAGGCGCCGGCGGAAGAGCGAGGGCGGCGCGACGGUCGACUCGCUGGUCCACGCGCGCGCGUGGGGCGUCGCCUGCCUGCCCGGAGGCGACGGGCUCGACGCUAUCGAUGCGCUCGCGGUCACCCUGGGCGUCGGCGCCAAGUACAGCGCCGCCAUAGGGGCGCCCGAGCCGCCGCCCGUCGCGAAGAGCGCGCCGGUCGUCGCUUACGCGUCGCUGCCGCCGCUCGAACCGGUCCCUACCAGUUCCGUGGUCUGGGUCGGCGACGCAGCUUCGUUGGACGCCGCGGGCGCGGCGGUCGCCGCGGCGAGCCGCGUGGCCGUCGACACGGAAUGGGGCCAAUCCGGCGACGAUGACCCCGCGGCGCCGCCGGCGCUGAUUCAGGCCGCGGUCGGCGAGCGCGUCUACCUCGUCGACGCGCUGACGCUCCGCCGGACCGAUGCCCUCGGACGCUUCGUCGAGGGGCUUCUCUACGGCGAGGGUCCCCUCCUUGGCUUCGCGUUCGAGCACGACCGCGUCCGCCUCGAGGCGCUGCUGCCCGCCGCCGCCGGCCGCCCGCGGCGGCUCGUCGUGGACCUGCAGCGGGCGGGCCACGUAGGGCUCCGGGACGCCUGCGCGACGUGGCUCGGCCAGCGCCUCGACAAGUCCGAGCAGUGCUCGGACUGGGAGCGGCGGCCGCUGUCGCACGCGCAGGUCGCGUACGCGGCGCUGGACGCUUCCGUCUUGUUCGCGUUGCAUGAUGCUAUGUGUGCUUAA